UUGCCACGACAUCGUUUAUUCAAUUAUUCAAACAACACAUGCCGUCAAGAUAUUCUACCAAUUAUUUUUGAUAAAAGCGCCGAAAAUACCAUUGUUCUAGAGUGCUCCUAUAUUCCAACAUCACCAGUGGAUCUAGAUAUUAAUUGUCUAUCAUCGAGACGUUUGUCAAGUGAAGGUUUCGUCGAAAAAUAUCGUCUUCAACAAUUCGUUGAGCAUACUCCAGUGAUGUCAAGGCACGAGCAAAGUGGGCCGUAUCUUGGAGCAAGUGCUCUAGAUACAAAUACUCCGGAUCGUCGAGGCCUUGAGAACCUCUCAAAAACAUGUUUCAUUCGGCCAAAAUCAACUGGUCUCGCCAGUUUAUUCCUACAAUUUGGGCUUCUAAUUGUGAGCGGGAUAACCGCAAUGUUCUUUUUCUAUCAUGUUGGUGGAUAUGAAUAUAUGCAAUGGAAUGAGAAUUCGACAAUUCUUGAACCAGUUCAUCAUAAUUAUCCACACAAUAUUCGAUAUGAGAUUGUCGAAGAGAAAAAUCAUCCACCCCCAGAAGAACAUAAACCGCAUUUCGAAACUACGAUUCUGCCAAUCGUUGAGACAACUAAAGUUUCAAAUGAGAAAGAAGAAGAUGAUAGUGAAAGUUUGGUAUCAACUGCCAAUCGAUCUUUGGAAUUUCUCAAUCAAACAGUCGCAACAAAUCGCAUCAAAAAAGAAGAGGUAGGCUUUCCGGAAUUCCGGGAUAGCUAAAAUAUUUUUGUUUCUAGAAAGAAGAAGAAGAUGAUGUUGUUGCCCAAUUCCUUGAUCGUCUUCUUGGCGGAGAAGAAGAUGAAACUAAUUCGACAUUUGGAAUCGAGCAAGUUCCAAUGACAAAUGUCAUGAUUGCAGUGAGUUCACACCCUUUUAAGGGUAAAACCUCUAAUUAAAGUUCCAAUAAUCCUCUAGGGCGUUGAAUUCGAUUGGUUGGAAGUUAUUCGAAUCUCAACGCUGGUUUACUUGAUUAUAUCAAUCACUUGGUUUUUCUCAAUGGUCUUUUUCAUAUUCACCAUAAAAUGUGAAAUUUUGGACUCAGCGGUUUUCAAUCUAAUGGUUCUUGCAUUAAUUGUCUUAUACCAAUUUAUGCAUUCAUUUUUGAUUGUUGCAUUAGUCUUCUUCCAAGUAAGAGUUUCCUUUGAUUUCUUAUCUCUAACAAAUAAUUUUUGUAGACCGAAAUGAGUUGGCGAACGAUGGCAAUCACUAUCGGUUCAAUUAUCAUCUUAUCAUGCUGUGCAUUUUUGGGGUGUGUUUGUUUCGCGUUGGAUUGUGGAUGGAUCAAAUACAUUGACUAUAUGCAUGGCAACCGACAACGGGUGAGUUAGGCUAAUUAGAUUUAUAACAAGAAAUGAUUUUUCUAGUGUAUAUGUUUGGCGGUUGUUGUUCGAUUGAUCAAAGGAAAGGAGAAUCAACCAACAUUUGAGAACAGUUACCAGAUGCCAAAUCAAGCCACCAACAAUAACGAUACUCGUCAUUAUGAGAAUGAUGUGCCAAUUCAACAAUUCAGCGCGUUCUAA
Messenger RNA from Caenorhabditis angaria, 1538 nucleotides. Lineage: Eukaryota; Metazoa; Nematoda; Chromadorea; Rhabditida; Rhabditidae. The record is from the annotation of a GenBank genome assembly.